AUGUUGAAGGCUUUGCGGAAGUCCAGACAUACUGCGCCUAGCAGCAGCAGAUACCUCACCAACCCCUGCAGCAGCAGCAGAUACCUCACCAACCCCUGCAGCAGCAGAUACCCCACCAACCCCUGCAGCAGCAGAUACCUCACCAACCCCUGCAGCAGCAGCAGAUACCUCACCAACCCCUGCAGCAGCAGCAGAUACCUCACCAACCCCUGCAGCAGCAGCAGAUACCUAACCAACCCCUGCAGCAGCAGAUACCCCACAACCCCUGCAGCAGCAGAUACCCCACCAACCCCUGCAGCAGCAGCAGAUACCUCACCAACCCCUGCAGCAGCAGAUACUUCACCAACCCCUGCAGCAGCAGAUACCCCACCAACCCCUGCAGCAGCAGAUACCUCACCAACCCCUGCAGCAGCAGCAGAUACCUCAUCAACCCCUGCAGCAGCAGAUACCUCACCAACACCUGCAGCAGCAGAUACCCCACAACCCCUGCAGCAGCAGAUACCCCACCAACCCCUGCAGCAGCAGAUACCCCACCAACCCCUGCAGCAGCAGAUACCCCACCAACCCCUGCAGCAGCAGCAGAUACCUCACCAACCCCUGCAGCAGCAGAUACUUCACCAACCCCUGCAGCAGCAGAUACCCCACCAACCCCUGCAGCAGCAGAUACCCCACCAACCCCUGCAGCAGCAGAUACCCCACCAACCCCUGCAGCAGCAGAUACCCCACCAACCCCUGCAGCAGCAGCAGAUACCUCACCAACCCCUGCAGCAGCAGAUACUUCACCAACCCCUGCAGCAGCAGAUACCUCACCAACCCCUGCAGCAGCAGCAGAUACCUCACCAACCCCUGCAGCAGCAGAUACCUCACCAACCCCUGCAGCAGCAGAUACCCCAGCAACCCCUGCAGCAGCAGAUACCUCACCAACCCCUGCAGCAGCAGAUACCUCAUCAACCCCUGCAGCAGCAGAUACCCCACCAACCCCUGCAGCAGCAGCAGAUACCUCACCAACACCUGCAGCAGCAGAUACCCCACAACCCCUGCAGCAGCAGAUACCCCACCAACCCCUGCAGCAGCAGAUACCCCACCAACCCCUGCAGCAGCAGAUACCCCACCAACCCCUGCAGCAGCAGCAGAUACCUCACCAACCCCUGCAGCAGCAGAUACUUCACCAACCCCUGCAGCAGCAGAUACCCCACCAACCCCUGCAGCAGCAGAUACCCCACCAACCCCUGCAGCAGCAGAUACCCCACCAACCCCUGCAGCAGCAGAUACCCCACCAACCCCUGCAGCAGCAGCAGAUACCUCACCAACCCCUGCAGCAGCAGAUACUUCACCAACCCCUGCAGCAGCAGAUACCUCACCAACCCCUGCAGCAGCAGCAGAUACCUCACCAACCCCUGCAGCAGCAGAUACCUCACCAACCCCUGCAGCAGCAGAUACCCCAGCAACCCCUGCAGCAGCAGAUACCUCACCAACCCCUGCAGCAGCAGAUACCUCAUCAACCCCUGCAGCAGCAGAUACCCCACCAACCCCUGCAGCAGCAGCAGAUACCUCACCAACCCCUGCAGCAGCAGAUACCUCACCAACCCCUGCAGCAGCAGCACCAGAUACCUCACCAACCCCUGCAGCAGCAGCAGAUACCUCAUCAACCCCUGCAGCAGCAGCACCAGAUACCUCACCAACCCCUGCAGCAGCAGCAGAUACCUCAUCAACCCCUGCAGCAGCAGAUACCUCACCAACCCCUGCAGCAGCAGCAGAUACCUCACCAACCCCUGCAGCAGCAGAUACCUCACCAACCCCUGCAGCAGAAGCACCAGAUACCUCACCAACCCCUGCAGCAGCAGCAGAUACCUCAUCAACCCCUGCAGCAGCAGCACCGGAUGCCUCACUAACCCCUACAGCAGCAGAUACAUCACUAACCCCUACAGCAGCAGAUACAUCACUAACCCCUACAGCAGCAGAUACCUCACCAACCCCUGCAGCAGCAGAUACCUCACUAACCCCUACAGCAGCAGAUACCUCACUAACCCCUACAGCAGCAGAUACCUCACCAACCCCUGCAGCAGCAGAUACCCCACUAACCCCUACAGCAGCAGAUACCUCACUAACCCCUACAGCAGCAGAUACCUCACUAACCCCUACAGCAGCAGAUACCUCACUAACCCCUACAGCAGCAGAUACCUCACCAACCCCUGCAGCAGCAGAUACCUCACUAACCCCUACAGCAGCAGAUACCUCACUAACCCCUACAGCACCAGAUACCUCACCAACCCCUACAGCAGCAGAUACCUCAACAAGCCUUACCACCCGAUCCCACGGGCAACGUAA
This is a messenger RNA of Haliotis rufescens (red abalone), 2328 nucleotides long. RefSeq names its product paternally-expressed gene 3 protein-like. The transcript has 3 exons. The coding region runs from base 1 to 2328 and encodes 775 amino acids. NCBI's taxonomy places the organism in Eukaryota, Metazoa, Mollusca, Gastropoda, Lepetellida, Haliotidae. The record is from RefSeq and is a predicted model, not a curated record.